Molecule: messenger RNA, 2346 nt
Organism: Colletotrichum costaricense
Lineage: Eukaryota; Fungi; Ascomycota; Sordariomycetes; Glomerellales; Glomerellaceae
Exons: 1
Coding region: 1-2346 (781 amino acids)
Molecular function (GO): crossover junction DNA endonuclease activity; 5'-flap endonuclease activity
Source: RefSeq, a predicted model, not a curated record
AUGGCGAAGAGAGUCAUUCGUCUAUUCGGAUUCCCAGUUCAUGACGCGCCCGGCGAGGCAGAAGCCGAAUGCGCUCUCUUACAGCAGCGGAGUAUCGUCGACGCAGUUUUGAGCGAGGAUGUCGACACAAUCAUGUUCGGCUGCACCCGAAGUCUUCGAAACUGGUCAGCAGAGGGGACCCGCGGAGCCAAGACGCCCACCCACGUUAGCAUGUACGAGGUCGAUGAUCUAUUGUCUGCCGAGACGGGUCUGGAUCGAGAGGGUAUGGUGUUAGUCGCACUGAUGAGUGGAGGCGACUACAUACCGGAAGGUGUACCAGGAUGCGGUCCCAAAGUUGCAUGUGAGGCGGCGAAAGCUGGGUUCGGCAAGUCGCUAUGCCGCUUGAAGAUCGAAGACGAUGACCAAUUUGAUGACUGGAGGAGGACGUUACGACACGAAUUACGUACGAACGAGAGCGGCUUCUUCAGAGUACGGCACAAAGCUCUAUCCAUACCGGACGAGUUUCCAGAUCGCCAAGUACUCAGGUAUUAUACGCACCCGGUCGUCUCAAGUGCCACCACUAUCGACAGGUUGAAGACGGGUCUCAAUUGGAGUCGCCCGAUAGAUGUGCAAGGUCUCCGGUACUUUGCCGAUGAGACGCUUGACUGGGUGAAUAAAAUCGGUGCCAUCAAGCUCACGCGAGUCCUGUCACCUGCGUUACUCGUCCACAAGUUACUGGAGAGGCACCUUUCCGACCGAGCAAGCUACCAGACGGCAGAGGAGAUGGAGAAGGAAGAAUCGAAAAUGAUCAAUCGUAUCGCCGGGAUACGAAGCCAUCACAGCACCGAUGGUAUUCCAGAGCUGCGCGUAGCACAUACUCCGACCGAUAUAGUCGGUCUAGACCUUUCACAAGAGAUAGACGAAGCCGACGAAGUGCCCUUUGAUCGCCAGGGUCUCGGACUCAAUAGCGACGAGGAAUUCGAAGCUGCUAUUGACGGCGAGGGAGUGCCAGCGAGCAGCCAGGCUGUGCCAAAGAGUACAUUCGACCCAUAUGCCGCCCAGAUGAUCUGGCUGCCCGAGUCGCUCGUCAAGCUAGGCGCACCUCUGGCUGUCGAAGAUUGGGAAGAGAAACAGCGCACCAAGGCUACGAAGGCGUCUACAAAGCCCAAGAACACAAGCAGCAAGGGCGUUAGCAAGAGGAAGCCUGCCAAAGCCGUCCCAGCCGAACACGGCGCGCUUGAUAAGUGGAUGCAAAUCACAAAGGGCACAACUACAAGACAAUCAGCAAAGACUGGCGGCGCAAUAUCGCAACAUCAAGUAGAUGACGAAGAUGUCCUCCCACCACAACUCCCUCGUCCAACUAUUCUUAGGCCUGAUCCAACAAAGAUUGCGGCUGCGUUUCCGGCCUCCUCCUCCUCACAACGUCCGAAUCCCUUGCCGAGACCAAUCAACCGAAGUAAGCAAUCCAGGUCCAACGGGAAAGUGUCUGCCACCGCAGAACCAACCGCUCACAGUAACCCCUGGGCAUACGCUGGCUCACAACAUAUGCCUAGGAUCACCGAGCCUCGGCAGCCCGCAGAGCCGAUUCUGUUGUCAUCUAGCCCCGUCUGCGCUUCGCCUGCGCCUCCUUUUCCGUCGCUGAAAAUCCCGCUGAGCCCGCUGAGCCCGCUGAGCCCGCUGAGCCCGUCGAGCCUGGCGAGUCCACCAACACCUCAGCAUACCAUUAUCGACCUAUCAGGUCUUGACGAAGAUUCUUUCGUCGAGCCCGCGCCCAAUCCGCCUAACAUGUCUACAUCAGCACCUCGUCGUCUUUCCCAAAGCCCUGGGAAACAUCGGGAGUCGACAAAAGGUUCGUCACCAAUACGACUGGCGACAACUCUGUCCAAGAGUCAGCGGGGGCUGAAGCAGACACGUAUGGAAUCGUUUGUGACUGGCAACACCACGCGGCCAACGGCGGAUCAGGAAACCAACCAUGAUAGGCAGCCAAAGAGUGUCCAGAGCGGUGGCCGCCUUGGCACGUCCAUCACCGUCAGCCAGACUGCCAAGGUCAAACCCGCUGCACCGAAGGAAGCUGCUGGUGCCGGCUUCCGUGGUUUCCGAACCACCAAAGUCACAACUUCCUCCUGGCUAGAACCAGACGAUGCGUUUGCGCCGAAACCCAUUGUAAAAACUACCUCAACGGAGGCCAGGAAAAAAGUCAUGGUGCCACGGACAAGCGUCAGUGGAUUUUUCCGGGUGGUCGAAGUGAGCGACGGGGAAUGGGUAGCCCGAACGAAGGCGACGAUGGCAUCGGAGCGCUUGACAAAGGAUGACGGAUGGAGGCAGAGCGAAGUUUCCAUUAUAGAUCUCACAGGAGACGACGACUAA